Leptosia nina is the source of this 12465-nucleotide messenger RNA. NCBI's taxonomy places the organism in Eukaryota, Metazoa, Arthropoda, Insecta, Lepidoptera, Pieridae. The record is from the annotation of a GenBank genome assembly.
AUGCAAUUCUUAUUAAAGACAGCUUUGGUCGAAUGGGUCGCUUUUAGUAAUUCUAAUAUCUUCUGGGCUUCCGAUAAAUUCAAGUACCUAACGUCCAUGACCUAUCAUUACGAAUACAAAGUAAAUGUGGAAACGUACUUUGCCGGUUCAAGCAAUAAUCGUUCUAGUUUGGAUAUAAAAACAAAGGCUGUUCUACAAUUCAUCAGACCUUGUGAAGGUGUGCUACAGUUAACAGAAGUGCAACUUGAAGAUCAGAAUGAAGAAUAUCCAGUUGAGAGAGCUGAAAAGUUUAUUCAAGCUCUAUCACAGUACGAUCUUAGAUUUUCUUUCCAUGAUGGAAUUAUAUCAGAAAUAUGUCCAGAAGAUGGUGAAGAAGAUUGGGUCCUCAAUUUUAAGAGAGGUGUACUUUCACUCUUUCAAAAUAGUAUGAAGAGGUUUGAUAUCAACUUUAAGGGAAUUGAGCAAGACACCCAUGGCACAUGUGAUGUUGAUUAUAAGGUUCGAGGGCAAGAGAACACAAGCCUGAUCUUGGUUAAAACCCGUGAUCUGUCACAAUGCAGAAACAGAUAUAAAUAUAUGUCUAUCUUGCAGACUGUGCGAUAUGACUUUCAAAGUAAAUUCCAAACAUGGCCUGUACUUAAAUCAGAAAGCAAAUGCCGUAUCAAUGUAGACCAUCAUAUUUACAAAUCGGUAAACUGUAAGGAGAGACAUCUCUUUGAACCAUUCUCAGGCAAAAACUCAGGCGCAAUGACAACAGUGAUUCAAGAUCUUGAACUAAUCAAAGAAGUCAAUAAAACAGACGAGUUAACAGUGGAUAGUGAUACUAAAGGCAAGCUUUCUUGGACAGUCAUUCAGAAGAGGUCCAGUCUCCUUCAUCACCAUCACAUGCCAUAUGGAAGGUCUGACAGUAGCGAAGUGAAAUCGGCUAGAGAUGUUCUGAAGUUGCUCUGCUUAGUAAAACCGAAUACAGACGACGAAAUGUCUACGGUCGAUGAUAAUAUGGACAGCGGUUCUACAGUCGGCCUUUGGAGUCAACUUGUCCGAUCGGCUCGGAAACUGCAUCAUACAACCCUCGCUUUGUUAUUGAGCAGAGCGCCAUCUAUGUGCAGUGCCGCACAAAAGCACAUACUAGAUGCCCUGCCCUACAUCGCUAGUACUGGUUCGGUGGAGUUGAUCAAGGACAAGAUAAUAAAAGAUGAAGUUAAUAAAGAGACUAGACACGAAUGGCUUAUGUCAAUGGCUAUGAUUCCAAGGCCUAAAAUAGAAAUGCUACAGAGUAUGCUGGAACUGUUGCGAGAGCAGAAGAACGAUAAGGUUGUGAGUUUUACAGUAUCGUCAAUGGUGCAUUCAUAUUGUAAACACAGUGGAAAGUCAUUACGUGAAUGCUGCAAGGAAGAAACGCCAAAGUUAAUUUUGGAAGAGUUCGAAGGCAUCGUCAAAGAACUGAUAGCGAAAGCGAUUCCCAGUCUCGAAAGAAAAGAAAGAGAUAGCCUCGUAAUAGCGAUUAAAGCGCUCGGAAACAUAGGCGGAUUCAACCAAGAAUUCGCGGAUACGCUGAUGAGCAUUAUUGGGGACACUGCUGUCCCAGUGCCCGUAAGGUUGACAGCCAUCGAUGCUUUCAGAAGGACCCCGUGUACAGAGACGAGCGAAUACUUCCUAGAGACUUACAGAGCAGAUCUAGUGGACGUUGAAGUUCGCAUCGCUUCAUACUUACAAGUGAUGCGUUGUCCAAACCUCAGCACAAUUCGAAAGAUUUUCCAUGGACUGAGAAAUGAGCCGGUCAACCAGGUGGCAACAUUUGUAUGGAGUCACUUGAACAACCUCGGUCAAUCUUCGCUCCCUUCUCGAGUGGAAAUCCAGGGGUUGCUGUCGGGGCACGAGAUGCCUCAAUUAGAAGAUAUACCGGACUUCAGAAUGUUCUCCCGGAACUACGAACAAAGUGUCUUCUUCGACCAGUAUAACGCAGGUGGCAAUUACGAGGCCAAUGUAAUAUUUUCGCCGGAUUCUUACAUACCGCGUUCCGUGUCUCUUAACUUGACUGUGGAUAUGUUCGGCGAAUCGAUCAAUUUACUAGAGAUAAAGGCAAGAGGUGAAGGUUUCGAGAGAUACAUCGAAAGUGUUUUCGGUAAGAACGGGCCUCUCAACAAAAACAAAGUAGUCGAUAACAUCAGCAAGCUCAGGUUCUUCCGUUCUGCCAACGAGGCGGAUGAACUGCGGGAGAAGAUAGAUGAUAUUGGAUACAAAAAUAACGCUUUGAAGCACCGCUAUCCCAUAGCUGAACUGGGAUUCAAAGUCUUCGGAAACGAGAUAUCGUUUUGGAGUGCCGAGGGAGACGAUGAGAUCAGAAAGUCUUUGGAACGGAUGAACCCAAAAUUAAGGAUUCUAGAAAUACUUUCUGGAAAGGAAAUAUCAUAUAACAAAGCCUCCUUGUUCUUGGACACGACGUUCUCUGUCGCUACUGGAUGUGGAUUGCCUCUAAACAUGAACCUAAUGGGCACCAGCUACGUCGACACGAAAAUGUCUGGAACAGUCGUGGACAAAUACACGCAAUCGGGCAACUUGGACUUCGAAGGGAAAAUACGACCCAGUGUAGCUGUAAAUAUUGCGGCGACUAUGAGUGUACCAGCUGGCUCCUUAGCUUUAAGCGGUAUUCGCUUGUCCUCGCGACUGUACACGGCUACCGCAGUGGAAGCUAAACUUUCAAUACGCAGCCUUGGAUUGCUGAGGCUGGAUCUAUCUUUGCCCAGAGACAAGCAAGAGAUAUUUGCUGCAAAAUCUGAAUUGUUGAUUCUCCAUGGGGAUAAAGAACUACAGCAACAAGGCCUGAAUAAGAACAGAAUAGAACAGAACACUUGUAGUUGGACGACCUUCGACAAGGCUAUUGGUAUCAAAGUCUGUGCUGCAUAUCAGUUCCCGAAUAUGACAAAUCUUCGCAACGCUCCCUACUUCAUAAUGAGUGGACCAGCCAAGUACAUAGUUUCGCUAGAAAAGGCGGACCCAUCGGCGAAAACUUACGCCUUACAGUACAAAUGGGACAGGAACGACACUACCGACGUGUUGGAAUUCUCCUAUGACACGCCAAACAGUAAAGAAAAACGUAUGUUCAACGCGAUCCUUAGUAUAUCGAAUACUUCAAGCACAGCAGCAGUGACCUUCCAAUCCUCGGAAAGCAUCAUGAAAGCUAAAGCGCUGUACAGAAACCAACCUUACGACAAGUCGGUGGAAGCGAGCUUGGAUGUGGACGGACGGAAACAGUUCGAUACUGUGAUGUCCGUUAAGCGCCACGACAUCAAGUACGGUUUUGUGUGGAUCCCACAUGCGUAUUGGGUGGUGAACGAUCAACGGGUCGCUGAAUUGUCUGGAACCUUGAAAGUUAAAUCAAAAGCCGGUGUGACUCAGUGGGAUAUUUCGGCCGAUUUCCAAACUAAACAGUUGGCCAGUCGCCUCAUAGGAUAUUACACCAUAAAUGGUCCCACGGAAGGCAUGAAAUUGCAACUCGACUACCAGUUCUAUAAGAACCCGAAGCAAACGAUAAAACUCGAGGGUCUAUACAGCGAAAGAACAUUGAACUAUAGACACGAUUUGUAUGGGGACUUGGCUAUGGAAUUUACAGCUUAUCCAGCUUACAAUUUCUAUGCUGUACUUAGGAAUUUGAAAACACAAAGCCACAUAGAUAUAGGUUUUAAUGUGAGCUCGUCUAAAGAUAUGAAACAAGAUCCGUCGUUUACUUUCUUGUUUAAACGGAUUGAUAAGCUGAAUGGUAUAAAAUUGAGCACACAGGUCAAUUUACACAGACCGAGGCCGAUAUUCUUAAAGUUACAGUUCGAGCGGGUAGGACCGAAAUACUCAGCUCUGGCUGUUUUGAACUUCAACCCGAAAUCUAGGGAGAUACUCGUCUCUGGGUUCCUAUUUGCACCCCCCGGAACUCAAUUAUACGCUGAUGCCGAAUUAAACGUUACGUUGCCGACCCUACACCCUUGCAUGCUUAAGGGAAAGUUGUUUGAAAAACGACCCAAUGAAUUUCAGGUGAACGCAAACGGAAUUUGGUUCACGGGCGUAGAUUUCAAUUUAGACGCGGUAUAUCAAGACCAGUCCAAAACUAACAUGGCUUCCCAUCGGCUGAAAGUCCUCAUCAACAGCAGUCAUUUCAAGGACAUCGCUGUCGAUGCGAGGUUCACACAAGACAAUCGACAGAUUACUUUUAUUGCUGAGGGUGAAUACAAUGCAGACACAUACAAAACACUGAUAAGAUACAUCUUGCUGUCAGAACAAAACUUCACAGCAUAUGGAGAGAUUGAUAUAAGUGGAAAAGCGUAUAGUGUUAAUCUGAAUGCUGACUUGAAUAACAAUACUGAUGUCAGCAUGGACGUCCAUUUUGAUCAAUUACGAGACGUGCACAUAUCCUACCUUCGCAUCUCCACGCCGACGCAAAAACGUCUCAGCGCUUCAUUCAAUUGGGAUGCGAACCGAGACCCCUCACAGAAGAUAAGUGUAGAUGCAAAACUGGACCACAAGGGGCAAUGGCAUCAUGCGGGACAGGCCACUUUGCAUUAUCCCGGACAAGUUGUCAAUGGGGAGUUUGAGUUUUUGUUGAAAGAUUGGUACUGUGAAUGGCUCGUGCGCGCUGGCUGGGCCAGUCCCACUUCUAUUGUCUGGCGUGUGAAGGCGUAUUCUGAGGCCCACGAGCACACAGUAUACGCACUGCUCUCUAGUCUCCAAACACCGAUGCCCGGAUGGAAGGACACAAGCUUCAAUGUCAUGUGGCGUUACCAUGACAACCUGCAAGCGCUAAACGGCAGUAUGAAUUGGCAAGAAGAUUACCUAGCGUUCAGUCUUCUAGCGGACUACUUAUUUACAACCACAAAAUUCUAUGGGGAAAUAAACGCACUUGUCAACUCGACUAUACCUACGUUGCCGAAGGCAGCCGCGAUAGCGAAACACACAGUUGUAUGGAAGAAAAGUGUAGAUACUUUGUUGAGUUUCCAGUAUAACGAAGACGGUCAUCUCAUGAUAAAUUCCACUUGGGCGAUUAAUAAAGGAAAAAAGGAGAACAAUAUCACAGGCAAGGUUACAAUAUUGACGCCGUUCCCGGGUUAUACGAAAGGAUAUUUGGAUACAAAAUUCAUUUUGGGACACAAGCGAGACAUCAAAGGAAUUACGCUUAUGGAUUUAGAAGGAAAACUUGUCGAAGUUCAUGUUAAUGGUCACAUGCGCCGUUUAACGAACUGCAUGCUUGUUGUUAAUAUCACUAGUCCAUUACCCCAGUUUUUGCACACCACAGCACGAAUUGGAUUCAUUGAGGCGGAUAGACAUCUAGUGGCAAUGGUUGUAACUACUAAUUCUACCACAGGUAUAGAAGUAUUACUAAAACUAGUAUCACUACAAGACUUCAACAUCUUAGGGCAUGUGGCCUUACCUAUACAAUAUUUGAACAGAGCUCUCAUAACGGCGAAAAGGGGUAAAGAAGAGGUAGACUUCAGAGUGGGUUGGGACACUAUGGACUUUGGGUUUACAGGCAUCUGGCAGUGGCAAUCCCUCCUCGAUUUCGUAUACGUCUACAAACUAUACACGCCACUUGAUGGCUUCGAAGAGAAUGGAUUAGUUCUAAAGAAUGUUUACAGAAAUGGAUUGGACACUGAACUGUCGAUUCGGUUGUCAAAGCAUAAGUUUGGUGUGGCCAUCCUUCUAGUUGAUAAUGGAAAAGGAUUGAUAGAAGUGAUUAAUGACCGUAUACAACAAAAACCUAGUGACCCGGAUAUGAUAGUGGAAAACUUCGAUACAGCAGCGACUGUCACUCUGGACACACUAUACUUACCGACUAUAAAAUUCCACGGACAUAUUAUGAAAUUUGUUGGUCCAGAUGAAGAAGAUAUAAUAGAAGUAAAUGCUACUUUAAAUUUACCGGAUAAGUCGCCUAUCGUGCUCACUGACGUAUUUAUUCUUGAGGAGUAUACAGUGAUGCGUAACACGCUCAAUUUAGUGACACCAUUCGAAAUGGUAAAACAGCUGAAGUCCGUGUAUACAGUGGACAUUACUAUCGGUGAAAAGUUCAACGUUACAUGUGUCGCUCUUCUAUAUAAUGGAACUUACUGGCAUGAGAUAUCAUACAAAGUUUACUACGAAUACGAAAACGGCGAAGAUGAUGCCUACAAAUCUUAUUUGGCUUCAGUUGGUAUAGCAACACCGCUUGCAGUAUUGCCAGCUUUAGAAGCACGCGUUUCAGCGAGAUUGGAAGACGCGCUUUGGAAGAUGUCAGCUGAUAUAGCUAUGCCCUCGUUUACUGUUACUGCACUUGCUAGGCUAGAAUUAGACGAUCCAUUUGUGGAGACUUCAGGUAGCCUGAACCUGACAUCAGUGUACCUGGAAGACUAUUUCAUCAAGAUGGAAUUUAAGAAAGACUUCUCUGAUGUAGAGAACUUUGUAGGGGGUGGUAUUCAGGUGCUGCAGGGUGAACAUGAUAAUUAUAUAUUCGCUGACGUUGUAUGGCGACCGCCUCCAAACGGUAACAUCCGUUUUAAAGCACGCGGUGCACUAGCACCAGUACUCGCGCCAGCAGAAGUAACUCUACUGUACAGAGAAGAAGAGAAACAGAAAUCGUUAACUGUGGAUCUGAAUAGCGAGGAAAAUUACUACUCACUGAAGGCUGAUACUUGGCCGACAUCUAUUAAUAUCGCUUUAAGCAGUCCUCAUAAAGGAUUUAGGGCGAUAAAGAUAUUAAGCGAAUUCGAAGAUGACGACAUUCGCGGUUCCUUCGUUACUGACACAUCCGAGUAUGGCGUCACUGGGAAAAUACUUAACAAGCAACCACUGGAGAUAUCCUUGACACUGGUACCGAAGGGUCAAGGUCAACCAAUCGCAAUACGAGCUAAAUAUGACUCCAGUCCCACGCUGUACUCAUUUUCCGCCCACGUGACUGGUCCCAUUCAGUCCACUGUUCACGCUAAGGCUGAGUUGGAAGCUAACUUCACAGAUAUUUAUUUUAAGGUCGAUAUACCACAAGUGAAGAGCCGCGAAGUGUUCUUCAAAGCAAGAGUUGACAGUUAUCCUGGGUUACGUCGAGUCCUUAGUGUCCAAGCGGCCACGCCGAUACAGAGGCUGAGUUAUGUCAAGGGGGAUACAGACUUCUUAUUUGGGCCGAAAUCCGGAUAUUUGCUCGGAAAGUAUAAGUUACCUAACAUGGAAGGAGAUGGUGACUUGAAAUGGAGUUUCUUAUUAGAUGACCUGUACAUAAGGGCUCUUGGACAUCAAUCGGUGAAAGAAAUGCAAAGAAGCGUGGAUUUGGAUAUUUUCUUUGGUAACAACACUGAAGAUGGACUCUCCAAAACCAACGCCGGAUUCAGCAUGGACCUCGAUAGAAUAUGGCAAAUCGGCGCAAACGCAUCGGUCGGUUUCAUAUUAGAUCGUAGGCUGAAUCUAGUAGUGAAUGCCGUAUUACCCAAACCGAACGUCGACGUGCACACCUUAUUGAUUGAGGGUAGUAUGGGCCAGGCUGAUAAGCCGGAACAUUCACUUAAUGCCAUGUAUACUACUGAUGUGACGAAGAUCAUUGCUGGGAUCAAGGGAAAGGUCCUAAAACUUGACGAAAGCUUCGACGGAAACUCGACUAUAACUUGGACGUCAAACUCUGUAUACAAAAAUGUGGAUAACAUUGUGUCUUAUAAAUGGGACGUUAACGGUUCCAAAUAUAUAGACUACACUCUGAACACGCCCUUAUACGAUAACGAAUCGACGAUAACGCUGAAGGGUUCCUACCAAAAGGAUAUGUUGCAUGAUUACCAUGUAGUCAAAGGUCGUAUGUACCGUCCGGCUAGUAGUCAAGUAGGCGAAGUAGACGUGCGAUAUGGAGGCUUGAAACAUUCAGACGGACAUUUUAAUAUGUCCACACCGUUUUCGAGGUUACCGUGGCUCCGAUCCAUAUUUGAUAUCAAUAACCUUGAAGAGGUGUCUGAUAACAAAGUGGACUUGUUCUGGCCAAACAAAUCAGCGUCACUCAACACAACGCACAAUUACAAGAAACAAAGCGAAGGCUUCACUCAAACAGGGACGGUGUCUCUCUCGAUUCCGUUGAACUCCCAGCAUUUGGUACACACGGAGUAUUUCUACAGAGAAGGAGAUAAAUGGAGCAAUGGAAAUACCACAAUCUAUUUUGACUCGGAGCGAUUCGUCAAAGGAUCCUUUAACCAGAUACUGAGUAAAAGUCAUAGGAAUUUGGACCUUGCCACAACGGAUAUAGAGGUGGAAAACGAACAUACGCCUGUGGGAAUCAAGUAUAUACAUGAAUAUGGUGAUGGGGGAAACACGGAUGUAAAACAAGCUACCGUAUUCCACCUUCAUAACUCCACAAAAUUCAAUGUGACCGGUAAACUAGAUGUCCAGGCGUACGAUAUUGGAAAGAAAUUAAAAUUCACCGCGAUACAAGGAAAUCGAACCUGGACCUUCGACAACAAGUACGAGGCUAAAGAUCGAGAAUUGACACAAGGCAGUAAAGUGACCUGGGCGGAGGAUGUGUGGCUGCAAUAUAAUCUUCAUGUUAUGAACAUGAGUGUGGACGAAACAGAAUCACAGGAAAUCAUUAUGGACAUUGAAUACCCAAUGCGGACGUUCCGCGUCGCUGCUAUAUACCACCUACAAGACUCUUUAGUUGAUGGAAAAGCCGAUCUUCUAUGGAACGUCAGAGCUGAGAAUAAAACUGCGCAAAUCAGCGGGAAAUGGGAAAAUCCACCAACGCCUGAAGGAAACUUGCACAAUGUACAUUUUGCUUUGUCACACCCGUCGUUUAAAAAGGAUGUAACAUUAAAAGGCCAUUACAUCAGCUCGCCAGUUGUUAUGUCCAACAUAUCCGUAGAACUCCAAUACUCGGAUUAUGAGAACGAAUAUCUGAAGCUUAACUCGAUUCUAACUGACAAUUCAGAUGGCCCGAUCCGCGAUUACAAAUUCGCUCUCAAAUGCACACAUCCGUCUACCAAUCUGGAUCUAGAUAUGAAUUCAGAUAUCAAUAUACAAAGCAGAUGGUACCACUUGAGCAACUACUACAAGUUCCAGAAGUCGCUGUUCUAUCAGAAACUUAGAAGCAAUAAGCUGUUGAUUGAUAUGAAUCGGAGUGCUGUGAACUGGGAGCGCGUUAAUGAAACUUACUACUACAAAGCAAACGGAACCUGGUCUCUCGUGUAUCCUCUGUACACGGUACGAGGUUUAGUGGCCCGCCCGGACGCUAACGAUACUCUCAUCGCUCAGCUUUCUAUGAUUGACAAAGCACUGAUUGCCCACUAUAACAGUACAGAUGAUAUCUCCUUCCACUUGAUAGGAGAAAUCAUCGACACCAGAUCCGCCCAAUUGAACGCCUGGAGGAACUACGAUGACGUCACCACCGUCGACAUAGCCUCAUACAUUAGACUCAAUCAUUCCCGCUUACUAACCAGCUCCGUUGUAUGGCGUCCGGAGAUAUUCAGUGAAAUCAGAUCGCAAGCCGUUUACGGGUUGAAGCUUUUAUAUUCCCAAAUCAAUGAAACUCUUGUCAUUCUGAAGGAAACGCCCAUGGAAGCGCACUUGGCGCUCAGAAACAUCUGGAGCGACGCGAAACCAAGAGUCCGAGACUUCCUCGACGAUCUCAACGAUUUGCAUGUGAUCAAAGACGAUCUGGACGAGUUCGAGAGAUUCCUCAACGAAUCGUACAACAAAAACGACUUCUAUGUGAAAGAUAUCGUCGAAUUCACCUACUAUGUUCUAGACGAAAUGGCUAUACGCAAUCACUUGGAGAAUUUACCGGGCUUCGUCAACGAUAUGUGGGGGAUGAUGGGCAACACGAGUAAAUCAAUAAAGGAAAGUCUGACAUAUGUCAUAGAGUCGAUCAAGAAGGCAUAUGCCAACUUCCUGGAUGCCGUCAACAAGGUUCUGGAAGCGGAUCUGAUGGAACUCGUCUCGGAUAAGUUGGAAGCGAUGAUUCUACAAUACGACAACUUCAUACGAGACCUUCAUAUGCGCUUGUUGGAUUAUUGGGAGGAGACGUGGGUAAAUGCGACCACUCGUCUAUCUAAGUACUGGCACGAGCUCCUCAAAUCGAUAGAGCCGCUGUUCUUCAAGAUAGUCCACUACACGGAGGCGUUCGUCGUGGCCAUUUGGAAGGAGGUUAUGGACUUCUUCCACGAGAGGACCCAUGAACUGACGGACACGCCGUACUUCAACUAUGUUUCGACGUUCGGACAUGAAAUGGAUAAAAUAUACAAGGACCUAGUCAACGACGAUAUAAUAACAAACAUUAAGAAGUACACGAGAAAGCUCUGGAAUGUCAUUUGGAGUAAGAUCGAAAAGUAUGUACCGUUCACGGAAGAAUUCAAACAGUUGUACAACGAGUUCAAAAGCGCUUGGGAGAACUUCUUGAAAACGCCACAGGUCGUUUAUGUCAGAGAAAAGUGUAAAGAAGCGUACAUUCGGCUGAAGUGGUGGUACGACUAUUUCCUCAUUGGUGACGCGUUGGAUGCAAUAUGGGAGAUCCUAUAUGACAAAGUUACAGACUUCGCAAAGACGGCUCUGCAGUACGAAGAACUACACCGCACUCCAAAAACGAACUUCAUCUUCGACCCUCACCAGGGGAAAAUACUCCUCGAGCAGAAGUUGCCCAUGGCUUGGCACGCGUUCAACCAGACGCCGGACUUCACGGAAAUCUCCGAGUACAAGGCAGUUAGGGACUUCAUGGACGAAUGGCUCACGAGCAACAAGAGCAUCUGGACGUACUACUACGAGAUACGGCCGUAUCUGGACUUCAAUAAUAUUCUGCCGCCGUUUGCUGGCAUGGCGAUGAUGACCGGUCAAGGAACGCUGGUGACGUUCGACAAAGAAGUAUUCACUAUAUCAGCUCCCGGCACUUUCCUCCUGACCAAAGACUACAGACAGAACAAUUUCACUGUUCUGAUGGAGAGCAACGAGCAAGGCAGAUACGAUCUCAUUCUGAUGACGAAACGAAAUCUGAUUUACAUCGAUCUUUAUAAAGAGCAAGUUUCUCUUGGCCGUUCGAACCCACUCAGUCUACCGGCGUCCAUAGACAACUUCGUGGUGGACAGACAGGCAGACACGAUCUCUAUCGAGACCAAAACUGGACUAGAAGUGCAUUGCGAUCUACUAUUCAAGACUUGUAAACUGCAAGUUGAAGGCUGGUACUACGCAAGUCUUGGCGGACUACUCGGUACCUAUAACAACGAACAAUACGACGAACUACAACUUCCGAACGGCACUAUUAGGGCCAGUAUAGACCAAGUGGCCAAGUCUUGGCUUCUGAGGCAAGUGACGUCAUCGCACCCAUCGUGGGGCCCCGCUAACGACACGCAGUGCGCCAAGUUCUUUAUGAACAAAGUUUCGCCACUGCAUCCUUGCUUUACUGUGAUCGACGCUCUACCAUUCUAUUCGGAGUGCGCCCGCGGCGUGGAUGCGUGUGCGCUUGCGAACGCGUACUUAGAACUGUGUGCUCAGCAACAUGUACCCAUACAUAUACCGGAUCAUUGCGUGCAAUGUGCAACGCCGCAAGGUGAUAUAGUCGAAGAAGGCUCUUUUCUGGAGUUGCAGAACCCCCCGAAAUCUGCUGACAUCGUCUUUAUAGUUGAGGCUCAAUACUGCAAUAAGAACAUACGAAAACUGAAAAACAUAGAUCUUUUUAUCGAGACGUUUGACAGCAAGCUCCAAGAGAACGGAUUGUCAGACAAUAGAUACGCAGUUGUGGUAUACGGUGGAAGUGGUAUUUAUAGGAAGCCACGCGCUCUGUACCACCAGAACAAAUUGUUUACAAACACUGUUGAUAUUCCGAGGCAUUUUGAUACGUUCACUAUUGAGAAGAAUGACUUAGUCCGCGGCAACAAAUCGGCGCGAGCCGACGUUUUUGGUGUGCUGAAGUUUGCGAGCGCGCUUCCCUUUAGAGCAGCUGCACCGCGAGCACUGUUCCUCAUGCCCUGCACUCGGUGUGAUGCGUCAAGAAGCGAGCUGGAUUACUCUACUAUAUAUCACCAUUUGAUGGAGAAUUCGAUAACUCUUCACAUUCUAAUGGACGAUGACUUCACGCUGUCCAAGAAACGCAUCGCCAAAUACCUUUUCGGCGUCGACAGUAGUUUGGCUUACACCAACAAAGAUUACGAGAGAUUGGUCGGCGACGCAGGGCUAAGGAAACAAGUAAAGCUGCCAAAGGACAAACUUGGACUGUGCACUUCACUAGCCCUCGAGACCAAUGGUACAAUAUGGGCUGGUUCGAAGCUGCAGAGCGAAAGGGGCGCGGCGCGUCGUUUCGCGACCGUGGUGGGUGGAAGAUGCGCGGGCGCAGCUGUCACGUGCCUCGCCCCGCGGUGCGAAUGCCGCGCCGCGAGGCUCCACUGCCGACCCUGCGCCUCGCAUGAUCCGUUGGAACUCUCCUUCUGGAACACAGACGACAUCGAUGAGCUCAUCGACCUCGCCAUGGACCCUCCCAGCUUACCUUCCUUUAGAUGA